AUGCCUGAGUGCUUAUCCAAAUCCCUUGGGCUCAUCGAAGGUUAUGGUGGACGGGGCAAAGGGGGCCUUCCCGCUACCCUUUCCCCGGCCGAAGAAGAAAAAGCCAAGGGACCCCAUGAGAAGUAUGGCUACAAUUCCUACCUCAGUGAAAAAAUUUCACUGGAUCGUUCCAUUCCGGAUUAUCGUCCCACCAAGUGCAAGGAGCUGAAGUACUCCAAGGAGCUGCCCCAGAUCUCCAUCAUAUUCAUCUUCGUGAACGAGGCCCUGUCAGUGAUCCUGCGGUCAGUCCACAGCGCGGUCAACCACACGCCGACGCACCUGCUGAAGGAAAUCAUCCUGGUGGACGACAACAGUGACGAAGAGGAGCUGAAGGCCCCGCUGGAAGAGUACGUCCAGAAGCGCUACCCUGGGCUGGUGAAGGUGGUACGCAACCAAAAAAGAGAGGGCCUGAUCCGAGCUCGCAUCGAGGGCUGGAAGGCGGCCACUGGCCAGGUCACUGGCUUCUUCGAUGCCCACGUGGAAUUCACAGCUGGCUGGGCCGAGCCGGUUCUGUCCCGAAUCCAGGAGAACCGGAAGCGAGUGAUCCUUCCAUCCAUCGACAACAUCAAACAGGACACCUUCGAGGUGCAGCGCUAUGAGAACUCGGCCCACGGCUACAGCUGGGAGCUGUGGUGCAUGUACAUCAGCCCCCCGAAAGACUGGUGGGACGCCGGAGACCCCUCUCUCCCCAUCAGCACACCAGCCAUUAAGUUACCUUGGCCCCACUCUGGUCCUGGGACCAGGGCGGCCGACACGGAGGCCCCAGCCGUGGUCCCGGCCCCCACGGCGUGA
Messenger RNA from Lynx canadensis (Canada lynx), 831 nucleotides. Its product is annotated as polypeptide N-acetylgalactosaminyltransferase 17-like. Gene Ontology annotation, cellular component: Golgi apparatus. Bases 1 to 831 code for a protein of 276 amino acids. The record is from RefSeq and is a predicted model, not a curated record. The transcript has 7 exons. NCBI's taxonomy places the organism in Eukaryota, Metazoa, Chordata, Mammalia, Carnivora, Felidae.